AUGAAUGAGUGCAAUCUUGUUUUUUUAGCACAAUCAUUACGCAAUGCAAAUCUGAAUACCAAUGCAAAAUGGAUACAGAGUGGUACUACUGUCUCUAGAACAACUGGACGCGGGAGUGGAAUGAAUCAGCUCGACAGUCCAAAUGGUUUGUAUGUUGAUGAUGAUCAAACUGUGUACAUUGCUGAUUGGUCGAAUCAUCGUCUUGUUGAAUGGAAAUGUGGUUCGACGACCGGCCGAGUUGUGGCCGGGGGAAAUGGAUCAGGAAACCGUUCUGAUCAGUUGAAUGCUCCGGCAGAUGUGAUUAUUGAUAAAGAAGGAGAUGGUCUUAUUAUUUGCGAGUACGAAAAUAGAAGAGUCGUUCGAUGGCCUCGUCAAAAUGGUGCAAACGGAGAAACGAUUAUUUUAAAUGUUCGAUGCUUUGGCUUGGCAAUGGAUGAUGAUGGAUUUCUCUACGUUGCUGAUUCAGACAAACAUGAGGUGAAACGAUAUAGAAUGGGAGAAAAUCAAGGAAUAGUGGUUGCAGGUGGAAACGGACAAGGAAAUCAACUCAAUCAGCUGGUUAAUCCGAGACACGUAUUUGUCGAUCGAGAUCAUUCAGUUUACGUAUCAGAUUUGGGUAACCACCGCGUGAUGAAAUGGGCGCAAGAUGCAAAACAAGGUAUAGUUGUGGCUGGUGGUCAAGGUCAAGGAAAUAGCCUGACACAAUUAUCAUCUCCUUUCGGAGUUGUCGUGGAUCAUUUAGGUACUGUGUAUGUGGCUGACAACGGGAAUCAUAGAAUAAUGCGUUGGUCUCAAGGAGCCCUACAGGGUAGUGUCAUCGUUGGUGGAAAUGGUCAAGGAAAUCAAUCGAAUCAACUCUAUUGUCCAAGAGGUUUGUCAUUUGAUCUAGAGGGCAAUCUUUACGUAAGUGAUAAUGGAAAUAAUCGAGUACAAAAGUUCAACAUUGAUCGAAGUUGA
Molecule: messenger RNA, 957 nt
Organism: Rotaria sp. Silwood2
Lineage: Eukaryota; Metazoa; Rotifera; Eurotatoria; Philodinida; Philodinidae
Source: the annotation of a GenBank genome assembly